Molecule: messenger RNA, 1107 nt
Organism: Symbiodinium sp. CCMP2592
Lineage: Eukaryota; Dinophyceae; Suessiales; Symbiodiniaceae
Source: the annotation of a GenBank genome assembly
AUGGCCAUGGUUGCCGCAAGUGGCGCACCCGCAGACGCGCGGCCAUUGGACAGCCUGGAAAGAGUGCUCCGGGCCUCUUAUGCGCCUUGUUUCUACCUUUGGCGAACUUUUGCCCCUCCGUGGCAAUGGACUACGCCCCGCUAUGCCUUGCCGGAGAAGCUUGAACUUGCCGAUUUUGGUUUUGCAUCGGCUGUGGCGUUCCUGGCAGCGACGUUGGCUUUCUGCAUAUGCUUCGCAGCUCUUGAGGCUCUGGGGGCCAGAAGCUGGAGAUGCCGUGCACUUUCGCUGGCUUGGGCGACCUACCUGGCACUGCUGCUUCCGUCACUGGGCGUCGUGUCAACCCAUAUUUGGGCCUUGGCCGCGGACAGAUACGCUUACUUGCCCACCCUGUGCAUUCUCAUGCCGUGCACAGCCGCCCUGCUCCAAAGUUUGUGCGAGGGAUGUGCGUUGAAGUGCAGAGCUUUGCUGCUGGCAUUGGGGAUCGUGUACCUCCUCUCAUGUGCUUGGCGUGCCCAUGAGGUUGCUUGUCACUGGGCGUCUGGCUCCUCAUCUCUUUUCGAGGCUAUCCUGCACGAGCAGCCCGACCAGUUCAACACCUUGAAGGACUUUGGAACUCUUGAGCUCAAACGGGGCAAGCUGGAGAAAGCCAAAGAUCUGCUUUCUCAUGCCCUGCGAAUUCGACCGGAUCAUAGCGGCCUACUCUUGAAUAUCGCAACCCUGCUCCACCAGUCCAAAGAAACGGCUGAGGCAGAGGCGAUGUACCGAAGGGCGUGCGCAUCGGCCAAGGCGGCCGUGGAACUAUGUCAAGGGUGCCAGCCGGCAGCCACGGAGCUAGCAAAAGCUCAUGCUAACUAUGGUGGACUGCUGCUGCAGUCGGGACGGCAUGUGGAUGCCGCAAAGGUUCUGGAGGCCGGUCAGCCGUGGGAUGGUGCGGUGGACUCCGCUCGCGGGCCGGGAUUCUUCCAUCUCUGCCUGGCACAUCGUGGGCUUGGUCGUCUGGAAAGUGCAUUGAGGAACUGCCACACUGCCGCCGCCGCUCAAAGCCAGCCGGCACAGGCAUUGCUGGGCCAGUACGAGGCUGAGGUGCAGAUCCUGGGUGUGCGCUGA